Aspergillus thermomutatus is the source of this 1665-nucleotide messenger RNA. RefSeq lists its product as uncharacterized. The transcript has 3 exons. NCBI's taxonomy places the organism in Eukaryota, Fungi, Ascomycota, Eurotiomycetes, Eurotiales, Aspergillaceae. The coding region runs from base 1 to 1665 and encodes 554 amino acids. Gene Ontology annotation, molecular function: protein binding. The record is from RefSeq and is a predicted model, not a curated record.
AUGUACCUCAAGGAAAGGGACUGGGAAAUCGCUCGGGCAGUCAAGAAUCCCGACCGCGUGCGCGAGCUUCUGUCCCAGGGGCAUAAGCCAGAUGCUUUUGAUCUUUGCGAAGCAGCGCGUCACGGGGCUCGAUGCGCAGGAGCGGCAGAGACAGUUGAGAUUCUGCUGGAUACUGGUGCCAUUGAUCCAAAUGCUAGGCCGAGUUACGCGGAUCUCACCAAUACGGCAGGAGUAGACGAGGACUGGGCCAGCAGCAAUAGGAGCUCUCAGCCCCCGGAAAUCUACGGGGAUCCAGACGAGUGGUAUCCUCUUCACCUUGCAUUAACAUAUUCACGUCUGCCAGCAGACUCGCAAGUGCAAAAGGCGAACAUGACACGAAUGGCAACAGCCAUCCUGAUCUACAACUAUUGGUCGCGCUUCCCUGGCGAGCCACAAGACGACAAGGUCAUUGACGAGGACGCUGACCUGGGAAUCACCCAACUUGAGCGUCGAGAAGAGCGUGAGCAAUACCUGCUCUCCGAAUUCAUAUCAUCGGACUCAAAUCAUCCCUUGUUCCCACGCAAGUAUGGUGUGUGCAGCAUCAUACACUUUCUCCUUGAAAACGGAGAAUUCGUCAAGCCAGUGCUCGACUUCUUGGGCACCAACCUCGAUCUCGAGCACAGGGACCCGCAGGGUCGAACGAUCCUUCUCUCUGCCUGUCGGAGCGCCUUGGGCGCUGAUGCUGCAAUUGACGGCGUACAUGGGGACCUUUUCUACGAGGAGACCGGACAACUGCUGGAAACUGAAGAGCUGUUUGGAGUAACUACAACCACCUCACCGGACACGCUGACACUACUCGAAUACUUCGUCAACCGAGGUGCGAAUGUGUUGGCUGUUGAUAACUAUGGAAAGAAUGCUUUGCAUCACCUACUCGAGGCAAGGCAUCAAUUGCGCUCCAGUGAACCGCCUGUUAUUAGUGCCUCCCUCCGAUACGUGGCUAAUAACUAUGGGUCGCUUGUCAACCAGCCCGACAAGGAAGGCGUGUAUCCUUUUAUCGCUGCUUUAUCCCGCAUUAGAAGCUACUGGUCGAAGACCGAGCAUCUCGGCACGCUGGAGAGUGCAAUUGAUGAUCUCCUAGCGGCAGGCGCAGAUCCCCUCCUCCGCGAUCCGCGCGGCAAUACUGCUCUGCAUUACCUGGCACUGAGCUGGCUAGAUGACUUUGGCGUGCGCGGCGACGAACAACGACGCCUAUGCCGCCUACUUCUGGACCGCGGCGUCGAUCCAAACGCUCGGAAUGUGGAUGGGCAAUCUGCCCUCGAGCUAUAUUUCACAGCAUUUGACACCACUCGGUAUCAGAAUCGACAGGGAUAUAGCUGGGAUGUAUGGCAGGAUAUGGAUGAGCCAUAUGCCAAAAUCGACGAAGAAGUCCUGGAGAUCUUCGAAAAGGCUGGGGUUAACUUGAGAGGACAAGACCCGGAGGGCCAGACACUGCUGCAUCUCGUGGCAAGGAAAAGGACGCUGAGGACGUAUGAUAGGCUUUUGCUUCUUUUUUCAAAGGGCCUGGAUCCUAUGGUGCGAAAUGCAAAGGGCGAGACGGCCAUUGAUGUUGCCAUGAGUCUUGAACCACACGGAGAGUCAAUCUUUGCCACCAUUAUGAAGGACCAUAUCAAAGGAUUAAACGGCUAG